UGUCAGUGGGGACAUAGUUGGCUUUGGCGCCGAGCAGGUCAUAUUAGUACGAGAUGAUUGUGCCAGGAAGGAAAUAUCUGACUAUGUUGGAAAGCAGGCACUUGUUUUGACUAUUGUGGAAUGUAAGGGCCUAGAGUUUCAGGAUGUGUUAUUGUACAACUUUUUUGGCUCGUCGCCUCUGAAAUAUCAAUGGAGAGUAAUAUAUGAAUUUAUGGAAGAACAAGAGAUGCUUGAUGGUACUUGCAGGUCCUUUCCGAAAUUCGAUCAGGCAAGACAUAAUGUCUUGUGUUCUGAACUGAAGCAACUAUAUGUGGCAAUUACUCGUACGAGGCAAAGGUUGUGGAUUUGUGAGAAUACUGAGGAGCUCUCGAAGCCUAUGUUUGACUAUUGGAAGAAGUUGUGCUUUGUCCAAGUAAGGAAAUUGGACAAUUCACUUGCACAGGCAAUGCAAGUUGCAAGUAGCCCAGAAGAGUGGCAGAAACGGGGUAUCAAGCUCUAUCAUGAGAAUAACUAUGAGAUGGCAACGAUGUGCUUUGAAAGGGCUGGAGACACGAUGUGGGGUAAAAGGGCCAAGGCUUCAGGCCUUAAAGCAAAUGCAGAUCGUAUGCGUGGUUCGAAUCCUGAAGGGGCUUGCACGGUUCUUAGGGAAGCUGCUGAGUUAUUUGAUUCUAUUGGUAUGGCUAAGUCAGCUGCCGAAUGUUUUUGUGACUUGGGAGAGUAUGAAAGGGCAGGAAGAAUUUAUUUGGAAAAGUGUGGGGAAACUGAGCUGAACAAAGCCGGGGAAUGUUUCUCUCUGGCUGGUAGUUAUAAACUUGCAGCUGAAGUGUACGCCCGUGGAAAAUAUUUUUCGGAGUGCUUGUCUGUUUGCACCAAAGGGAAAUUUUUCGACAUGGGUUUACAAUACAUUCAAUGCUGGAAACAAGAUGCCCGUAGAGACAAUGGUACGAUGGUCAAAAGAAGUGAAGAAAUCAACAAAAUUGAACAACAGUUCCUUGAGAGUUGCGCACUUAAUUACUAUGAACUGAAAGAUAAUAGAUCCAUGAUGAAAUUUGUGAGAGCUUUUCACUCGACGGAUUCAGUUCGCAACUUCUUGAAGUCUUUGGAUUGCCUUGAUGAGCUUUUAGUGAUGGAAGAAGAAUCGGGAAAUUUUUUGGAGGCUGCGGAGGUUGCAGAGCUAAGAGGAGAUGUUCUACGCAAGGCUGAUCUGAUUGGGAAGGCUGGUCAUUUUAAAGAGGCGUCGAAGCUUAUUUUAAGGUAUGUUUUCUCCAAUUCUCUGUGGGCAUCUGGAAGCAGAGGUUGGCCACUAAAGUGCUUUUCGCAAAAGGAGGAGAUUUUAGCUAAAGCCAAGUCGUUUGCAAAGAAAGAUUCAGACAUCUUCUAUGAGUUUGUUUGCACCGAGGCUAACAUUUUAUCAACUGAACAAUCUAACUUGUUCCAGUUGAGUCAGUGUUUGAACGCUUCCUGUGGUAAUAAAAGCCUCAGAGGUGAAAUCUUAUCCAUAAGAAAAAUUCUGGAUAUUCAUCUGCAGCCAAGUACCUCGAAGUAUGAUUGGGAAUAUGAAUUAGUAACGGAUUUGAUGAAGCAUUCACUAGAAAGCAUUUCACAUAACCGGGUGUCUGUUGUAACGCUGAUUUGCUUUUGGAAUCUUUGGAAAGAGAAGAUUGAGUAUAUCUUCAAGUACCUAGCUUGUCUUGAAACUCAUGAUGCUGAUGAAUAUUAUAGCUAUGGUGACUUCUGUUUGAAUUACUUUGGUGUGCAGAAGAGACAGUUGAAUAAUGUUAAUACCAGUUUCCUUUUUCUGAAUGCUGAUGCUGAUUGGGUGAGGGAAAUUGAUGACAGAUUUCUUCGGAGAAAUGGAAAGUUGGUUUCUGCUGAUGCACGCCAUUUUGUUUCAGCCGCUCAGACUCAUUGGCGCUCAGAAUUGCUUUCUGUUGGUAUGAAGGUGUUGGAAACUCUCAAGGCACUUCAUAAGCUUGCAAUUUCAAAUUCAAUGUCCGUUUUUUGCCGAAGCAUGCCUCUCGUUUACAUUUUUGAGUUAACAAACUCUUUUUUGGGGUCCAAGUAUGUUUCAUACAAGUACCAUGAAACUCAAACUUUGCAAAGUUUUCUCAAGCUAUCUACUGCAUACUUUGAGAAUGUGUUUCCUUUAGAUUGGCGGGAAUCAUUAACAGAGAGUAUGAUUUCUCUAAGAGGGGGUGAGCUUUCCCGGAACAUUCUUGAGGAGGUUAUUCUUGAAAACAUCAAGGGUGACCUAACCUAUGGCCAAAUUGGGAGGAUUUUAAUGAUAUGGCUUGGUUCUGGAAAGCCAACUGAUGAACUAUACAAGAAGAUUGCAAAAGGUUUUGAAAAGAAUUCACCUUGGGGCGGAUUCAUUAAGGAACUAAAUGGAAACAUAAAAUCAGAAAUUGCGCAGGAAUCUGCAUCAGGCAAUUCCUGUGAGGCUCCAAGAGCGGUGUCUUCUGUCUACAAGUUCUACGAAGCUUUGAAAGAUACUUAUUAUAAUGCCAACUGGAGACAAGCUGACUAUAUAUCGCCUGGUUGUUUCUUGUAUCUUAUAGAGCGACUUUUGAUAUUUGCAUCUGGCUUUCGGGGAUUCCUUCUCACCACAAAAUCUUCAUUUGUUGAAUGGCUUAUUUGCGAGCAAUCAAAUGCCGUAGGAACUGCUCAUUUAGUAACCGACAAUCAAUUUUCUGUGAGCUGCAUUUAUGAUUUUGUGGCUUCCAUAAUCAAGGAUAUCUUGUACAACAAGCAAGAUACAGUAGAAUGGAUUAAAAAAUCUCAUAUCAAUUUCAAUCAUUACUAUCCACUGCUGUUGUUGAGAUUGAUGGUUACAUUGUGCUUGCUUUGUGUGAACUGUGGAACUGGAAAGUAUCUUAAUUUACUUGUUGAUUUGAUGGGGAAAAAUGAUGUUACUAAGGGGCUACCACCGGAAUUCUAUGAUGUCCUUAGGAGGAGGAGGAGACAUAAUCAUGUGAAAAUAGAUGUUAAUGUACUUGCAGAAGCGUGCAAGAAGAUUGGGAAUCCUCUUGUUAUAGCGAGCUUGGGAGAAAGUUGUUCGAAAUUUUCAUGUCCUGAUGCCAUUUUUGUCGACGUGAGAGUUUCCCGGAGCAGAGAGGACAUCAUGAGAUUGUUGUUUCCUAUUAACAGCAAAGCUCCUCGAGGUCAAACUGUAGCGGUUGAAGUGGAUAGAGCUAAUCACAAUCAGGGGAAGACUUCUAAGGCUCCACCUUCAAACUUAGUUGCCAUGGCAGAUCAGAAGAUGAACAGUCAGAAUAUAAAUGAAGGCGACGUACAAAUGUAUUGUGGACUCUUUGUGCAAAUAUCUGAUGCUUUAAUGUCGGUGGAGAACGUAGGAGAUGGAAACGUUACAAAAUUUGUGUCUAGUGCCUCGAAGUUAAAGGUGGAGGUAGAGAAUGGUAUAGACUUUGUAUCUACUGCUUUGUUUAAAGCCUUUGAGAAGAAGACUUGGGGUGAUGAGGAUGGAAACCUUCUUGUUGAAGCAAACUGCAUGCAUGAUGAAUUGAAGCAGCUAUCUUCUGCAUUGGAUAUGAGGUCGGUUUAAAUGUAACUUUUCAUUUUUUAAAGCCCUCCUAGAUUUACUUCUAUUCAUAAAUAUUUGCAUGUGGUUUGUUUAUAGUUUCAUUUGAAAUGGGCAUAAUUUGCUUCACUCUAAUGUGAAUUAUGCCAUUCAUCCCCAUAGUUUUGGAUUCUAGUGGGACAUGAUUGUUCUAUUAAUUCUUGAUUUUGACACUGUAACUCUGCAUCGUAGGAUAAGAUUUUAUUCUUGUAAUAUUGUCCUCUUUUAGCAACUUGUUGAAGUUACUGGAAUAAAAUUUACAUUUUACUGUAUCAUGCUUUACAUAGGCUUUUCUAAUCAUAUUGUGUCUUGUAUUUUUUUAAAAUCGAUCAUGCCAUGUGAUCAUGCUUGUGUUACAUAGAUUGUAACUAUUUUCAUGUUAUGGUAUGCACAGCUGUCAGAUUUUUUUUAUUAUUAAUCUUUCAGUGAAAGGGAGCUAGAGGAAAACAUUUCAACAAUUGUGCAACUUUUGAAAAGGCUGCACUUGAGAAGGCCGAGGCUGGAAACAUUCUUGAACCAGCUGUUCUUUCUUAACAAUACAAAUGCUGAUGAAAAGGAAGCCGAUCAUAGCAAAAAGGAGGAAAAUGGCAAGUCGAUGAAGGGUGCCCUUGCUUCUUUCAGUAUCGCAACAUGGCAGUAUUUAAGAAAGAAAAAAGCUCGGGGUUGAAGGAAGCCAAACCACUGUUAUAUUUGACUUUAAGCAUUUCUUGUGUUCUUGUCUUGUGUAUACUAGUGUUCAAACCAUCAUAACCAGCAUUUGGUCAAAACAACAAGUCCUAAAUAAUCAUGUCUCUGAUCUGAACAACGAACAAAAUGUCUUUAACAUUUGGAUUGAUUGAGUACGUGAUAUGCCAUGUUAUAAGCCGGUGCCUUGUGCAUAUAGUACGAUCUUCUAAUGUACAAAAGCCACUACUGGACCAUCACAUACGCAUAAAAUGUGUUCAUUAAC
Messenger RNA from Camellia sinensis, 4526 nucleotides. Lineage: Eukaryota; Viridiplantae; Streptophyta; Magnoliopsida; Ericales; Theaceae. The record is from RefSeq and is a predicted model, not a curated record.